AUGUUCGUCAACGGUUCGUCAACGAAUCAAGGGUCCAGGGUGGGACUCAUCCUCCGAUCCCCUACCGGUGAAAUCCUUGAGCAGGCGUUAAAGCUCAAUUUCAAAGCGUCGAACAACGAGACCGAAUACGAGGCCGUUCUCGCGGGACUCCGGUUAGCCCAGGGACUUGGAUUCAAACACCUCCAGGUCUUAUGUUACUCCCAACUCGUAGUCAGCCAGUUCAGCGGAGAAUUCGAUGCGAAAAAUAAGCGAAUGGGAGCAUAUCGACAGUUAGUCCGCACGUUAUCUGGAGAAUUCACAUCUUUCUCUCUGACGAAGGUCCCACGGAACGAGAAUGCAUCAGCCGACGCCCUUGCAGCUCUGGCGAACCAGUCCGACCCCAAGCUACGGCGUACCAUUCCAAUUGAGUGCAUCGAUACUCCCAGCAUCGAUCCAGACAGCCUCAUCGCCCUCAUCAACGACGACCCAAUCCCGAUGGAAGUCGACGAGCCAAUAGAAGAUAUGGCGGACAUCGCCGAACCUCCUGAGGAUUGGCAACUCGAGAUCAAACUUUACAUCUCCGAUGGCAUCAUCCCAGCAGACCGAUGGGCAGCUCGACGACUGAAGGCUCGAAGUGCCAGGUACAUCCUGUUGGACGGCAAACUAUUUCGCCGAAGUGCAUCGGGAGUGUUGCUUACCUGUGUUACUCGGGAUGAGGCCAAACGUAUCAUGAUGGAAGUGCAUGAAGGCGAGGGCGGCAACCAUUCUGGCGGACGCGCACUCGCUCUCAAAAUCAAAAAGGAUGAGCAUUAUUGGCCUACCAUGAUGGCCGAUUGCGAAACUUUCACGGCCAAAUGCGAAGCUUGUCAACGCCAUGGAUUAAUGCGGCACAUCUCGCCCGAGCUGCUAAAUACCGUGACAGCUCCGUAUCCUUUUAUGCGCUGGGCCAUGGAUGCCAUAGGACCGUUGCCGGCAUCCAAAUCCAAGAAGUAUGUCCUGGUGCUGACCGAUUAUUUCACCAAGUGGGUGGAGGCAGAAUCUUUCACAAGGAUCCAAUCCUUAGAUGUGACCAAUUUCAUAUGGAAGAACAUCAUAUGUCGCCACGGACUGCCAUACGAGAUUGUCACCGACAACGGCACCCAAUUCACCUCGAUGAUCACUAGACGCUUCUUGAUGAAGUGGCAAAUACGUCUCAGCACUUCGACUCCUCGAUACCUGCAAGGGAAUGGUCAAGCUGAAGCCACGAAUAAGUCAAUUGUCGAUGGACUCAAGAAAUGA
Molecule: messenger RNA, 1257 nt
Organism: Camelina sativa (false flax)
Lineage: Eukaryota; Viridiplantae; Streptophyta; Magnoliopsida; Brassicales; Brassicaceae
Source: RefSeq, a predicted model, not a curated record